Molecule: messenger RNA, 5007 nt
Organism: Elgaria multicarinata webbii
Lineage: Eukaryota; Metazoa; Chordata; Lepidosauria; Squamata; Anguidae
Gene: FXYD1
Product: FXYD domain containing ion transport regulator 1
Exons: 8
Coding region: 149-430 (93 amino acids)
Biological process (GO): regulation of sodium ion transmembrane transporter activity; monoatomic ion transport
Cellular component (GO): membrane
Molecular function (GO): sodium channel regulator activity
Source: RefSeq, a predicted model, not a curated record
UCCCGGAACCGCGUGGCAGGAGAGGAAGAGUUGGGGUGGGACGGGGGGCAGCGCUCCGAGAAAGCAACCGGUGUGGGGUGUCUGGGUUUCGCCCAGUUCGCGGGAGGCGCUUGGACUUCGCAAACUCCUUUGCAAUUGCAAGACAGCCAUGUACAUGUGGAUUCUUCUGCUUCUCUGUGGGAUCAUGAUAGGACCCACAGUUUCAGAACCACCCAAGGACCAGCCGCACGAUCCCUUCAAUUAUGAUUAUACGACACUAAGAAUUGGGGGACUGAUUUUUGCUGUUGUCCUGUUCCUGCUCGGCAUUCUCAUUGUGCUCAGUCGCCGUUGCCGUUGCAAGUUCAACCAGCAACAAAGGACGGGUGAACCAGACGAAGAGGAAGGGACCCUGCGCAGCUCAAUCCGGCGUUUAUCCACCAGGAUGAGAUAGAAGAAGCCUGAAACAGGCUCACCAUUCCUCUUGGAUCCAGAGUGCUCCCUUCCCUUCCCUGCACAGCCCUAGAUACCCCAGCAAGGCUCUUAACUCUUACAUGGAACCCAGAUGUCUCCAUGAUGAUCCCAGCCCAACUGAGCCCCCACCAUCUUGGAAGCCCUUCCCACCCCAGACCUGCUGCUUGGAUGCUGCUUUCAUUUGGAGAGGGAGAGAGGGGUGGUUGUCAUCCAGCCCUUUGCAUUUGUUUGUUUGGCUUAAUUCUAGUACUCAGCUAUAGAGAAGGCUAAACUUGUAUUCUCAAAUUGUUAUGUUCUUGCCUUCCCAAGAUGCACAGGGAGGGAGUGGUACACUCUUCAGGCCUGUCUAAGCAUAUAAGUCGGCCAAUGACGGAUAGCUCCAUCCCGGCUCGGGGCAUGCCAAGAAAAUGGACGUGGUGAGGCGCUUUUGUCCCCCUGGCUCCUGUCCCUGAGGAAGGGACCUCAAGAAACUGAGGCUCAUCUGAAGUAGAGUGGUACUUAAUUAGCCUUCAUGUUUGUUGUUAUUUGGUGUCAGUUGGUGGGCAUGUAGCGAACCUGUUGCACCCUACGAGAAGGGGAGGGAAGCAUUUCACCUCCAAUCCUGGAGUGUUAAUGGCCCAUACCCAAGCUAGUCUGGGAGGGGAAUCCUGCCUCCCUCAUGGAAACCUGCCAUCCCCUUUCUUAUCUGUAGAUGUAAAUAAAUGAAUACGUAAACAAGCAUUUAUGGGACUUAUAGAUGGGCCGGGUAGCAAACCUACAUGGGUGAGUGGGAGACAUGAGUUGGCUUUGGAGCAGGAUUGCGGCAGCGAGGUAUGUAUUAGGGAUGGGAAAUAAAUAUCUUUAGUUCAUACUUUAAUUUGGAUUUUCCCAAUUUUGUGCUUUUGAACCACUAUAUAAAGCGAACUUCAGAUAGCCUUUGAAAUUCGCAUUUCUCUGAAUUUUGCAAUGGAAGUUCUCCGGACAAAUAGUGCAUACAAAAUUGCAUGCAUUAGGGAAAAUAACAUUCCCAAAUAUAUUAGGAAAAUUGCUUGUAAAAAUGUAUAUAUAUAUAUUGGGCAAAAAUGGAUAUAAAAUGCCUUCGUUAGGAGAAUUGUGCACAAAAAUGAAGUUUUGUGUGCGUGUUUUUUUAAAAAGAUCUUCAAAGUUUGGGAUGAGCCAAUCUUAAGACUGGAGAAGUUCUCAAAAGUUUGAGGCUCUCUGAACUUAAGACUGGAGAAAUGAGGAACCGAGAGAAAUUGAAACUGACUGAUCUGGGUAUACCUAGAGGUGUAUACUUAGAGGUAUACCCGGAGAUUCUCCCUACUUCGACAUGGUAGGUGGGGCUGUGAACAUUGCCCUUCCUCUUCCAUUGGUCCCUUUAUCCACCCAUGGGCAAGAAUGCUAUGAGUGUUCUGGCUGGCUGCUGUAGGUAUGGGAGAAGGUAAGGGGAUAACUCAGGUAGGGGAACUGAGCAGGAGGUCAGAGACUAGGCAGGAUUUCCGGAUAAGGAUCCAUCACCCAUAAUUGCUGCCUCACUGCCUCCUUUCUUCAGGCAAAGACCCCCAGCUUGGCUCAUGUCAUCUGUAACAACAGGUAGCCCUGAAUGGAAAGAGGAACAGAAGAAGCUGCUCUUAGAUCAGGUCAGGUUAUUGUCCUUCUAGACCAGUUUCCCAAGGUCCCAGGGAGAAGAUUUCCCCAUUACCUGCUUCCUGCUCCUUUUAACAAGAGGUGCUGGGGGUUGAACCUGGGACCUUCUGCAUGGCAAAUACGUGGUCUGCCACUGAGCCGAGGUCCCUCCCUGAGGGGUCCCCAGGUGGACACUACAAUGUGGCUUCAAGAUAGUAUCACUAUGCAAUUGGAAAAUGGUGCCUGUUAUGUGUAGAUCCCCUUUGCUGUGUCAGGGCAAAUGUCUCUUUUCUCUCUCAACCAGGCUGGGGCAACUGUGGCUCCCUAAACAUGCACAGAUGGGUGUCUUCGGAGAGGAGAAUUGGAGAAUGUCAUGCCAUAGGGCGGUUUCUCUGGAAGCGGACGAUAAAUAAUGCAGUCUGAACUGCAAAUCUCCUGAGUCGUGAUUUUGCAAUUCCCCCAAGGCCAAUUUGUUGUCUUUAGUAGCUGGAGCCAGGGAUGUGGUGAGAACCAUUCAUUUUGAACAUGCCAGCUGGUUUUCCAGCCCUGCUAAAUGCACAAUGACACGUCCUUACAAAAUGGAGGCAGUGUGAGAUUGGAUUAUUGUCCUAAUGCUACCAAAGAUUGAACGGCCAUUGUGUCUUUUUCUGCAGUAAGGAAAAACAGAUGGGAGUAGCGACGGGAAAAUGCGGGAGGACCAUGAGUGGACGAUGGUAAUGUCUGGACCCCCUUUAAAAUUCUCUGAAUGGGGCACAGUGAUGGUGUGAUAAAAGCCUCAUCUGGAAGUAGAGGUGAUGGAGAAAUCCAUAAUAGACUCAAGUGAGUUUGGAUUUCUAUGAAUCUGACCUAUGGAUUCCACAGUCGCCCAGCUUUUUUCCAUGUUGCAUGGAUUUCCUGGACUUGCCAACCAGAUUUUUUUUUUCCUUUGGGGAGGGGAGAUUUAUUUGCAAAUUCAUACUUGUGCCAAUGUACAUUAGUGCAAGUCUACCUUAGCGUGAAUAAGCACUAGUACAAAUGCCUAUUUGACUCUAAUGUGCAUUUCCAUGACACACAUUUGCGCAAGUGGAAUGAAAUUCUCUUACACCCCUAAAAUAUAUCUAUCCAAUUUUGUCAUUAGUGCAAGUGCACAUUACUGCAAGUACCUACUUGACUUUAAUGUGUAGUUCUGCUAACACACAUUUGCGCGAGUGGAAUGAAAUUCUCAUACAUCCUUAAAAAAAAAUCCAAUUUUGUCAACAAGUGGACAAUGGAAUGACAGUCUGUGAAACGCAGAUGGGACUGAUUUAACAAAAUCUGUACAUCCCAAUCUGGAAGCUCCCCCAGUUUCUAUACUCAGCAAUGGGUAAUUUGUGGCCUUCUGGGUGUUUUGGCCUACAACUCCCAUCUCUCCUAGCCAGUAUAGCCAAUUGUGAGGGAUGAUGGGGGUUGUAUGCCAGAAAACUGGAAGGCCACAAGUUGUGACUCCCCUGUCUUAGAUCUUUUUUAUUAUUAUUAUUUUAAGGAAAGGAACAGGAAGGGAGAGACAGUUUGGUGAAUAGAAGGAUGGUGACUGUGGCCCUUGAACCCACCAUGCUGCUGAGUCCUCCUCAGUGGAUGUGGCCACACCCCUGAAGUUAUUGGGUCCCUGACUCUCUUGGGAGGGGGUGGGGAAUGCAGAAGGAUCCCUUUGUUAUCUCUGAUUAUAGGUUGGAAAUAACAAGGGGAUUCCUCUCCCCACCUCCUCCCCAAGUCCGCGGUAGCCUCCAGGCCAGGCAACAGGGCAAGGGGAAGGAGGUACGCUCACAGAGGGAGCCCAAGCAUAUGUGGUUGCUGGAUGGGCAGCCACUAUAGCCUGGAUUCGGCCUGUGGGCUGAAGAUUGUCCACCACUGGUGUAGAACAUACGGUCCUUGUUCAGCGUAUACCAUUGUCCUGUGCCUUUGCAUGUAGUCUAGCAACACAGACGGGUCUGUCUGGAUCUCAAAAUCCCAACCAAACCUGGAAAUCUGAUCCAAGUGGUGAUGCGCCAAAUGAUAAGACUGCAGAGAGGCAAGAGUUCCUCUCCCAAGGAUUGGAUGUGAUAUGUUAGAGGCCUUCUUGCCCAUGUUGUAGGCCAAAUCCUUUGCCUCCACUUGUUGUAUUUCAAAUGCCUAGAAAGCCUGUCUCACCAAAGAUAACAGUGAGAUGAAAGAAAUGAGUGUGUACUCUGGAAACCCAUUCCUCCAUUAUACCUUCACUUCUGUCAAAACAUUUGUUUCUUUCUAGCCUUAGUUGUAUGAGACGGAGUACAAGGAGCUUUAGCAACAUUCUUUCUGAUGGAGUGAUUUGGUUUCUCUCCAGCAGAGGGCAGUACUAAUGUUCAGCUGCUAAAGUUCAGUCCAGCUGUGCCCGAGCCAUGAUUGAUCAAAACUACUAGUGCCUGGUGUUCCUAUAGUGUUUCUGUUCCCAGCCUGCAUCUAGGAAAGUUUCCCAUCAAGUCUCCUUCUCACAGAGUCCUGUGGGUGUUUCUGAUCUUUAUGAGCCUGCAAGUGCCUUGGAUGACAUUAAAAUGCUGGUUUCUCAACCAUUGUGAGAUGCCAGAUUUUGCUCUGAGUGUGGGGUGUUUCAGCAUGGAUGCAAGGACAUGGCUGACCUUUUAAGUGCUUCUAACUACCCCCUUGGAAACCCACCCCAGUUGCCUGACUGAGGAGAGGGUUGGAUGUACAAGAUACAACUACAGUACACGCAUCAGUUUGCUACAGGCAUUUGCAGCCCAGCCACCACAAGAAAUGCUUGGUGAGGAGACUUCCCAACCAAUUAGGGUAUUUCCAGAUGUCAUGUUCUCCUCCCCAACCAACCAGGGUAUUUUGAGGAGUCACAUCCUCCAUCCUAACCAAUUAAGGUACUUCUGGAUGUCACACUCUUCUUCCUAAUCACUUCGUAUUUCCAGAUGUCACAUUCUCCGUACCAACCAAUUAAAGUGUUUCUGGAUGUCA